CAAUUCACUCCUGAAAUCACUGUAAAGUGCUUCCCGACAAAAUACGAGCUCUAUAUUGAUGCUUCCUUGUACGCAAAAUGGUGCAGUGACACAAGGCAGUCCCAGCACGUCUCGCCUACAUCCCGACGUCCGCAUAGCAUGAACUUGGCAUUGGAGUCAAUCAGACCCUUGCGAUAGACCUAGAUCGAGAAGAGCAGGAACGGUAUAAGUACUGGUGUCUCUCCUUCUAAAAUCGAUUCGUCUCUCUCAUCAUCAACACUCUCUUUCUCAUCACAUUCCAACUCUCGAGCCGGUCUCGUCUUUCACUCUUUACUUCCUUACACUCUUUUCUAUAAGAAUCAUGGUUCAAUUCUCCAGCCUCGCCGUCGCCGCUCUUCUCAGCGGUGCCGCAAUUGCUGCUCCCACUAUCCAGGAGCGUGGCAGCUGUACCUUCUCUGGCUCCUCCGCCGCUGCCAACGUCCUCAAGCAGAAGAAGUCUUGCUCCAGCAUCAUCAUCAGCAAUGCUGUUGUCCCUGCCGGUACCACUCUUGACCUGACUGGCCUGAACGCCGGUACCACUGUUACUUUCCAGGGUACCACUACCUUCGGCUACAAGGAGUGGACUGGUCCUCUCGUCUCCGUCUCCGGUGACAAGCUCACCGUCAUUGGUGCUUCCGGCUCCGUCCUCGACGGUCAGGGCAGCAGAUGGUGGGACGGCAAGGGCACCAACGGUGGCAAGAAGAAGCCCAAGUUCUUCUACGCUCACAAGAUGACCAACUCCAAGAUCCAGAACAUCAAGAUCAAGGAUUCUCCCGUUCAGAUCUUCUCCAUCAACAACGCCAAGCAGCUUACCCUGACUGGUGUCACUGUUGACAACUCUGCCGGUGACGGUGAGAACAAGGGCCACAACACCGAUGCUUUCGACAUUGGCUCCUCCAGCGGCAUCACCAUUUCUGGUGCCAACAUCCACAACCAGGAUGACUGUGUCGCCGUCAACUCUGGUUCCGACAUCACUGUCACCGGUUCUACCUGCACUGGUGGCCACGGUCUCUCCAUCGGUUCCGUCGGUGGUCGUGAUGACAACACCGUCUCCAACGUCAAGUUCACCAACAACAAGGUCACCAACUCUCAGAACGGUCUCCGUAUCAAGACUGUCUACGGUGCUACUGGCAAGGUCUCUGGCAUUGAGUACACUGGCAACACUCUCUCCGGCAUCUCCAAGUACGGUGUUGUCAUUGAGCAGGACUACGAGAACGGAUCCCCUACCGGCAAGCCCACCAACGGUGUCCCGAUCACUGGCCUCACCAUGAACAACAACAAGGUCGGUGUUACCAGCUCUGGUACCAACACCUACAUUCUCUGUGCCUCCGGUGCUUGCUCCAACUGGAAGUGGUCUGGCAACACCAUCUCUGGUGGCAAGAAGUCCAGCAAGUGCUCUGGUAUCCCCAGCGGCUCUGGCGCCGCCUGCUAAAUGUCUUAAGACAUCUAGCAAGUCAACACAACAAACAAAAUCAAGGGGUCGAGUCGGUGGUAGUUGAGCAGAUAAACCAUGCUUUCUCUUCGAAAUCUCCUAUUGUCAUAUAUAAUAUUCUCAAUACUCAAAAAGACAGACCG
Aureobasidium pullulans EXF-150 is the source of this 1593-nucleotide messenger RNA. RefSeq names its product the polygalacturonase. Gene Ontology annotation, molecular function: polygalacturonase activity. The transcript has a single exon. Gene Ontology annotation, biological process: pectin catabolic process. The record is from RefSeq and is a predicted model, not a curated record. Gene Ontology annotation, cellular component: extracellular region. The coding region runs from base 341 to 1450 and encodes 369 amino acids. Lineage: Eukaryota; Fungi; Ascomycota; Dothideomycetes; Dothideales; Saccotheciaceae.